Molecule: messenger RNA, 636 nt
Organism: Colletotrichum truncatum
Lineage: Eukaryota; Fungi; Ascomycota; Sordariomycetes; Glomerellales; Glomerellaceae
Source: RefSeq, a predicted model, not a curated record
AUGGGUCGUUUUACCCACGGGCCUUUCAACCCGCGGGUAAAUAUAGUGGGACUGCCCGUGGGUAAUUCGGGUUUACCCAAACUACCCACGGGUAGUUUUGGGUACUACCCAUACGGGUACCCGCGGGUAUUACCCAACCCUAUCCUUUGGCUAUUAGCCGAUGCACGACCGGCGCUGGUAAAGGCCAUCGUCGCCCUUGAGCCCUUAGGCCCGCCAUUCUCCAAGGUCACUAUUAGAACGGCGCCCGGGUCUCCGUACGGCAUUUCCAAUGCACCGCUCACGUAUGAUCCCCCGGUGAAUGAUCCCGCCGUGGAUUUGGUACGCUGUCAAGUCAAGGCGGGGGUAACGGGCCUGCUGGAUGGACUGUUACAGGCGAGCAAAAGUGAGCUGCCACCACGGAAGCUUGUUAACCUACGAGACGUUCUCGUUCUGGUGGUUACUGGCCAGGCCUCCUACCACGCCCCUUACGAUUGGUGCACUGUUGAGUAUUUGCGACAAGCGGGGGUAGACGCUGACCACCUGAAAUUAGAGGACGUAGGAAUCCUCGGUAAUGGGCACAUGAUGUUCCUUGAGAAGAAUAGCGACCGGGUAGCUCAGGAGGUUCAGAUGUGGCUGGAAAGGAUCUUGACACAUUAG